AUAACGCCUGGCAAGGCUACAAUGCUACCCUGCUUGCCUAUGGACAGACAGGUUCAGGAAAAAGUUAUUCUAUGAUUGGAUAUGGAGCAAAUCGAGGGAUCAUUCCAGUUGUCUGUGAAGAAUUAUUCCGAGCUAUUGAAAGCAACCAAGAGGAUAACAGAAGCUACCAGGUAACAUUCAGCAUGCUGGAAAUAUACAAUGAACAGGUCACAGAUUUGCUGUCUAAAACGAAGAAGUCUGGAGGCCUAAAGGUGCGGGAGGACCAGCAUCAGGGAUUCUAUGUUGAUGGCCUGAAACUAGUUCCAUGUGAAAGAUAUGCACAAAUUGAAAGGUUGAUGGAUCAGGGGAAAAAAACAAGAACCACAGCCUCAACCAGUAUGAAUUCCAGUAGCAGCCGCUCCCACAUGGUCAUCACUAUUCAUUUUAAACAGAUUUUCCUAGAAGAUGACAUUACCAAGCAGUCUAGUAUAAAUCUGGUGGAUCUUGCUGGCAGUGAGAGACAGAAAUCAUCUGGUUCUGAAGGGGAUCGUCUUAGAGAAGGCGUUUGUGUUAAUUUAAGUUUAACCACCUUGGGCAACGUCAUCAGUGCACUUGCUGAUGCUGCCAUGGGGAAGAAAGUUAUACAUAUUCCAUAUAGAGAUUCUGUCCUGACAAAACUUCUGCAGUCUGCUCUGGGAGGAAAUAGCAGAACGGUUAUGAUUGCAGCAGUGAGUCCAGCAGAUAUAUGCUAUGAAGAGACUUUGUCAACGCUCAGAUAUGCUGAAAGAGCAAAGAAAAUUAAGAACAAAGCUGUAAUCAAUGCAAGUCCCACAGAGCAUCUUAUUAAAGAGCUGAAAGCAGAAAAUAACAAGUUGUUGUCCCGACUGGCAGGACUGGGGAAAUCAGGAAAAAGGGUGGAGCAAGAAACAAAAGAACUGCGUCGGUUGCUUACAGAAAAUGAAUUGCGUAUUCAGGCCAUGGAAAUGACUUGGGAGCACCAGUUACAGGAGGCCAGGAAAGAGUGGGAGCAACAGUAUGUCGUAAUCACACAGGAGAGACGCAUGAUGCAGGCUUUUCCUUAUCUCCUGAACAUUAAUGAAGAUCCACAGCUGUCCGGUGUACUUAAGCACUUUAUACAAGAAGGAUCAUCUGACGUUGGUCAAGCAGCUUCUAAUGAAAUAACCAUGAGGGCUCUAGGAAUCUUACCGAAACAUGCUACAUUUAUCAACUUUGAAAACAAGGUGUUGGUAAAGCCGUAUGGCAAGGCCAAAGUCAUUGUUAACGGAGUGGCCAUUUUUAUGAAUACUAAACUGCAGCACCUGGAUCGAAUAAUUCUUGGGUCAAAUAGUGGAUAUCUAUACAUCGGAUUCCCAGCUGAACGUGGAUGUGAAGAUAUCAGCAAGUUUGACUAUGAUUUCUUUCAGUCUGAACUGGCAGCAGCUGAAGGCUUCAGCGUAGAUAAACUGGGUGCUAUACACAAUAAAGAUGGUAAACCUGACCCAAGUGUCCUAGCCGUCUUCCAUGACUAUAUAAAAUUGAUUCCCUUGGUUGCUGAAGCAAAUCAGCUGAGUGAGGAACUUAUAAAGGACCUAAAGUUUGAGCUGAAGGUGAAAAAUUUGGCAUUGACUGAUUCCAGGGGCUAUGAUCUUCAAAAAGAAAUAAUGGUGAAAGUGAUAAAUAAAAUUACUCAACAGGUAUGGAUAUGGUCAAAAUCCAAGUUCAUUAACAGGAAGUUCCUUAUGGAGGAGCUGUACCAGAGAUUUCUGGAUGGAGACAUUAUACUGGACCGGGAAAGUGAUCCAUUCUGGGACCCGGUCGAGGCUAUUCAUUUAGGAUCAGCUCACAUCUGGCUGCAGUCUCUAGCAUAUUGCAUGAAACUGGAGGAACAAACAGAACUUCUGGAUUCUGAAGGGGUAGAGGAAGCCAUUCUCAUGAUAACUAUCACCCCCUGCUCCAGUACUGGAAGGCCCUUAAGCGAAGAAGAUAUUGUCAUAGACCCUUUGGAAUUAUUAGGAAGAAAAAUAGUUUUCCAGAUUCAUAUCUUACAGUGUCUCGGUGUUCGAUGGCUGAGGGAAGCCGCAGACAGGGGGAUUCAGAUUGGAUACCACUUUUAUGAUGAUCAUCAGUCUGUUUACACUAAAGCAGUCUGGAAAAACGUGAAUCCUGUCAUUGAUCAUAAAAUGCAGUUUGUUGCAUCAAAUGUAUCUAAUGGACUUUUAAGUUACCUACAAAAAAAUGCAUUGGUUGUCGAUCUAUGGGGCCUUCAAGAAGGUUGCCCUGAAAUUGACUGGUCUCUGCCAGACACAGCAUGCACAAAUGAAGGCUUUAUUCUAAUUGAUAGUAUGAAAACUGUACACUCCAGUUCAUCUUUAGUGGAUUCAAACAGUCAUGUCUCCGAGCUCUACCUGAAGUUAUUAAAGUUGGAACAAGAAACUGAACUUCUAAGGGACAUUAAUAGAGCCGUGAGAGAGGAGAAUAUUUUCCUAAAAGAGUCACUAAAGCAAUCUGGGGCAUGGAAAUGCCAAGGUUGUGACAAGCCAGUAAGGGUACAAUACCGAGACUACUCAUCCAACAGUAUACAGUCAGCAAGUUCUACAAAAGAAGUAAUGAAGCGGUCGGGCUGUAGGGCAAGUUAUGAUGCAGACUUUGCUAAAGCGCUUAAAGUUUUCUAUCAAAGCAUGAACACAAUUAGAGGACAUUUCUUGAGGCUGAAACACUACAAGCCACCGCAUUUCAUACCGUGGACCAUGGGCUUCUGAUUGAGCGACUGAUACAUUUUUGUGGACUGGAUGGCACAGUCCUAACCAGAUUCAAAUCAUUUCUCACAGGCAGGUCACAGAGUAUCAUCUGGAGUAUACUCAUCAUCAUCAGUGCCAUUGCCAUGUGGUGUCCCAGAAGGUUCUAUACUAUCCCCUAUGCUUUUUGCAGUAUACAUGAUCCCGCUGGGUGAAAUAAUCAGGCGCCAUGGCCUGGUCUACCACUGCUAUGCAGAUGAUACACAACUGUACUUGUCCUUUGCUCCGGGCACUGAUAACCCAAUAGCAAUCCUAAAUGGCUGUCUAGCUGAGCUCCAGGAGUGGAUGAGUGCCAGUUGGCUGCGAGUGAACCUGCAUAAAACAGAGGUCCUUAUCAAAGGACAAAACUACUGCAUAGCCAACCAACUGGACUUACACUCGGGGAUUCAGAAUUACAAACCACUGAUCGUGUGCAGAAUUUUGGCAUUGUCCUGGAUGGUGGCUUGACACUUAAACAUCAGAUAUCAGCCACAAUCAAAUCCUCAUUCUUUCACCUGAGGAACAUAGCCAGAAUCAAGCACUUAAUUCCCUCAGAUGAUCUGCGAAAAGUCAUACAUGUAUUUGUAUAAUCUCAAUUAGACUACUGUAAUGCCCUCUACCUUGGUCUCCCAGGAAAAGAAUUGCACUGUUUACAGCCGGUGCAAAACACAGCUGCCAGGCUGUUAACCAAACAGCCCCACUCUAGCCACAUAACACCCAUCUUCUACUCCUUUCACUGGCUGCCUGUAAGAUGGCGAAUUAUCUUCAAGAUUGGCUUACUGAGUUUCAAAGCACUACAUGACCACGGCACAAGGUACCCGAAGCAGCUUCUGAUCCCAUACUGCCCCACUCGAUUACUGCGAUCUAUAGAUGAAGGACUUUUAGCAGUAACUAGAAUCUCCCGUAAUUCAUCUGGGGGUCGAGCUAUUAGUCAUGCGGCUCCAACUCUAUGGAACUCACUUCCCCGCACAGUGCGAGAGGCCCCAACUAUAGAAUCCUUCAAAAGUAGACUCGACUUUCCUGUUUACUCAAGCAUUUUCAUGAAGUCCCUUUAGUAACUACAUGCUUCUGUAUUUUAUGAAAAGCUGUUCUGUACUUCAUUAUUUUCUGUACUAUAUUAUGCAGUGUAUCUGUUAA
Molecule: messenger RNA, 3890 nt
Organism: Pseudophryne corroboree (corroboree frog)
Lineage: Eukaryota; Metazoa; Chordata; Amphibia; Anura; Myobatrachidae
Product: kinesin-like protein KIF28
Exons: 21
Coding region: 72-2738 (888 amino acids)
Biological process (GO): microtubule-based movement
Molecular function (GO): microtubule binding; ATP binding; microtubule motor activity
Source: RefSeq, a predicted model, not a curated record